This is a messenger RNA of Rotaria sp. Silwood2, 2502 nucleotides long. The record is from the annotation of a GenBank genome assembly. Lineage: Eukaryota; Metazoa; Rotifera; Eurotatoria; Philodinida; Philodinidae.
AUGCUUAGAGAAACUACAAAUAAAGUUAUAAAACAUGAAGAUACAUUCAGAGAGCGUCUUCUACUUUCCGGAUUUUUAGUUAUUGCAAUUGAAAUGGCUAAAAAAUGGUCUAGAGAUCGUGAUAAAAAACAACCAAAUGUAAUUUUAUUCGUAAAUGAACCAACUAUAACGUUGAAGAAUGCAUCAAAAGCUACCGAUGAAACUGAUUAUUACGUAGUAGCUGGUGCAACUGAAAAACUAACAAAAACUCAAGUAAACAAAUACAAUAAACAAAAAAGGGAACAACUUUGACGAUUACAAAGAAUCAUUAACAAUUUGGAAAGUCACCUUACCAAACGAUCCAUCUCUUUGAAAAAAAGGUUCUUCUAACUGUCCAUCAUUUUUCAAAGAAUUUGUUUGUAAACAUGUAAUAGGGCUUGCGAUACGACUAAAGUACUGCAAACCUCCACCUGCAUCUAAAGAUUUAAAAAUAGGUGAAAAAAGAAAACAUGAUGGUCCUAAAAAGGCCACUAAUGCUUCAAAUAAGAAAAUAAAUUUAAUUAAUUGUACUUGAUUAUUUAUCAAUAAUUAAUAUUAUAAUUUUGAAAAUUUGUUUGUAUAUUUGUUAAAAAUAAUAAAUUAUUGGUAAUUCAAGUUUUAUUUAUUUAUCAUUUGGUAUAUUUUAUUUAUCAAUUAAAUACAUGCCGUAAGAAACUAUAUUUGUAUUGUUGUUUGUUCAUGAUUGUCAAUCAUUUCUCGUAGUUAGAAGUUAGAAAAAGAACAUAUUAUACGAAGUAAAUGACUAAGAAUCUUGCAAGUUUUUGCUGAAGAUUUUAUAGGUUUUCAAAUAAAAUACAAUGUCGAAACUUGUAUGAGUGUGAAUGUAGAUUUGGAUAGUCUUUCUAUAAACCUACUCAUUAGUAAGAAUGUUUAGAUGGCACUAGCAAAGUGGUAAUAGAUUUAGAGAAAUCUUUUGAGAUUUGACUUUCAAUAUUUUAGCUAUUUGAAAUCCUAUUUUGUUCAACACUUUGCAUUCCGAUAUUUUCCUUUUCGAGGUUUUUUUCGAGAUUUUUAAAGUAUUCGGUUGAAAUUACUAUACAAUUUGGAUAAUCAGUAUAGGCAACAUUUCUUUUGGAUUAUGACGACGAAACUAUUAGAAUACAUGUUUGAUACUAAUGCAUAUGUAGAUUGUCAGAAUUGAGUACAUGAAGUCAUUACAAUGGCGUUAGAAGCGAAUAAAAAUCUUUUCUAGCAUUUACAUAUAUGAGCCAAUUUUCGUGCAAUUAUGAUCCACUUCUAGAAAAGCUGCUCAGCCGAUGAUCAUUAUUGCGGCUGAUUUUUUAUAUAUGUCUAUAGACGACAGUGUUCGAUGAUUUUUUACGAAAACUAUUCAAAAAAUAUUGCUUUAUUUUCGAACUAUUUAAUUAUUUUUUUCGAAAGUUCUAUCAAUUACGAAAAACACAUUAUUUUGCAGUGUGGGUGAUAGACAUAUUUCAUCAUGGAUAUAUUCGUUGAUUUUGAAAUUUUUACUGUGAAUACACCUCAAAUCCAAGUACUUCUCAAAAAAGUCUGAGUUGAAAAUGAAUGAACUAUAGAAAAGUUGACCAAUACUAUCAAACAUAUUAAAAUAAAUUGCUGCUGCUCGGUAUUUUAUGCACAUAGAUAUCUCAAGAACAGAUAAAGUUAAAGGACUAAAAGUUUGGUCAUGGAAUGAUUUCAAGAAGUUCUCAUUCUGAUGGAAAAAAGUCAGCAUUUGAUAGAUGUCCUGUUGGUAGAAAGAUCAUCAACAAAACUGAUGCUCUGACUGAAAGAAUGAUUUGUGACUAAUUAAUCCUAAAGAUUAUUAGACUUAUAGAAGCAAUUUUAGCAAGUUGUUGAAAUACAAAUUGAAGACUAUAAAGUAGUCAAUGAAUAAUAUAUUCGAAAUUGUUCAGAAAUUAAUAAGAAUACGUCAUCGUAUGAGAUAAGUUCUCAUGCACACAUUGAACCAGCAUACGAUUCUUUAUCACCUAACACAUAACUUCUUUGACAAGGACAAAAAAACGAUUUUACCGAACUACUUAAGAAUUUCAAUUCGACAAAUUUUAGAAAAGAACAAAGAGAGAUUUUGUUUAAACUUCUACCCAUAUCCCUUCUGAAUCCAAGAGUCACAUAUCUUGUUUUUGUGUACUCAAAAAGUGAGUACACUAUAGAAUCGGUCAGUGUGUCCGUCCGUCCGGCCGUUUACACGAUAACUUUUGAAAGGAGAGUCCGAUCGCGAUGAAAUUUUCUACACAGUUUAGUCUCAACAGUAUCUCGGUCGAGUUCGACGAUGAGAAUGAUUGGCCGAGCCAUUGCUGAGUUAUGGCAAAAAUAGUCAUUUUUCCCUAUGCUUCCCUAUGAGAAGAUCGACCUAUCUCCACUUUCGUAAAAAGCUUUUCCUAUCAUAGUCAAAUAAAACCCCAACUAUUAUAUACCAUUCGAUAGAGAAUUUCACGAGCUACAAAAUGGUAUAUAAAACAUAAGGAAACAAGAAAGCCAACU